CACUUCGAGUUAAUUACAUUUAAAACAGCAAAACUGUAUACGCUGACCUAAAAACAUUUUAUUAUACAUAAAUAUAAUUUUGUUUCUUGGUUAAGAAGUGCAGCAUCAAUUGUGGUGUAAGAUGUACUAUAACCGUGGCUUAUGAUUCAGUUCAUCGUGCGCGGCAUUGCUCAACACUAGACGAAAAAUGUCACGUCGGAGAAACAGAAAAGACACAAAAAAUAUAUUAUAAAGCUCAUUAUGCGCAAGUAUUUAAAUAGAUACAAAAUAAUAUAAAAAUAUGCAAUUGUAUAUUUAGUAUGUGCUUUAAUUAAUUCGAUAAAAUUGUGAACGUAAAUUGUAAAGUUUUUAAUAAAAUAUAUAAACAACGAAGACGACGUAGUUUGUGGGUGCAUCUCUUUAGUGCGAAAAAACAAGAAGCGGAAAAAGUGUGACAAAACCAAAAAAAAAAAAAGUCAGCAGAACUUGCAGUAUAAUAAUAACACACAAAGUAAUAACACCGAACCACAUACACAUACAAACACCCACACCAACACUUAGACACCAGUACACAACAGGCAGCAAAUAGGAGGCAGGUGGCAGCUCAGUCAACAAUUGUGCCACACAUACAAAAAAUAAAAAACCACAAAGAAUUAUAAACAUAAUGAAUCGCAGCGACGGCUUGGUUAGGCGCGCUGUCAAGCCACGCGAGAAUGGAGCCGAGGGCGGAGGCGCUAGUGGCUUGAAUGCAAACACACCGGAUGACAAUCAGGACACGCAUGACAGCAACAAGGAUCAGGAGGAUAACAUUGAUGAUGGUGACUCAAAGGAGACACGACUUACGCUUAUGGAGGAGGUGCUACUGCUUGGCCUUAAGGAUAAAGAGGGUUACACAUCUUUCUGGAAUGAUUGCAUAUCAAGCGGCUUGCGUGGAUGCAUUCUCAUUGAGCUGGGCCUGCGUGGGCGUGUUAUGAUCGAGAAAUCGGGCAUGCGACGUCGUGGCUUGUGUACAAGAAAGUUAAUACUGAAAUCGGAUCAGCAAACUGGCGAUGUUUUGUUGGAUGAGGCACUGAAACACAUUAAGGAAACAGAUCCACCAGAGACUGUGCAAAGUUGGAUCGAAUAUCUGAGCGGUGAAACUUGGAAUCCGUUGAAGUUACGCUACCAGCUAAAAAAUGUUCGCGAGCGUCUAGCCAAGAACCUCGUCGAAAAGGGUGUUCUCACAACGGAAAAGCAAAACUUUCUGCUCUUCGACAUGACGACUCAUCCGCUCAGUGAUAAUGUGGUUAAGUGCCGUCUGGUCAAGAAGAUACAAGAUUCGGUACUUUCCAAAUGGGUGAACGAUCCGCAGCGCAUGGAUAAGCGAAUGCUGGCACUUAUCUUUUUGGCGCACGCCAGUGACGUCAUUGAGAAUGCGUUUGCGCCGCUCAACGACGAUGAUUACGAGGUGGCCAUGAAACGAGUGCGCGAACUGCUCGACCUCGACUUUGAAACAGAGGCGGCCAAGCCGAAUGCGAAUGAAAUACUUUGGGCUGUGUUUAUGGCGUUUACGAAAUAGGGCGAAUGUCUAAUUCUACAACCCCUCCCUAAAUCUGGCACCACAGCAGUCACCAGCGGCACACACACACAUACACACACCCAAUACAGCCACACACACAAUCAACACGCACACUUACACUUACACUUACACCUACACUCCAAGAUUUUCAUCUUUGGCUGCUUGUUUUCACACCGAAAUGGGUGAUUUAAAUGCGCCCAAGAUUCGGAUUUAUUUCAGUUAAUUUAAAAAUGAUAGUGUGAGAGAGGCGCUGGUUAUAGAAACAGAUAUGUAUAUAUAUUAUUUUCUAUAUUCCGCCCUAAUAUCCGAUGAAAAAUUUUUCGUUUUAU
Molecule: messenger RNA, 1866 nt
Organism: Drosophila hydei
Lineage: Eukaryota; Metazoa; Arthropoda; Insecta; Diptera; Drosophilidae
Gene: sau
Product: Golgi phosphoprotein 3 homolog sauron
Exons: 5
Coding region: 644-1537 (297 amino acids)
Biological process (GO): retrograde vesicle-mediated transport, Golgi to endoplasmic reticulum; Golgi organization; Golgi vesicle budding
Cellular component (GO): Golgi cisterna; cytosol; trans-Golgi network
Molecular function (GO): phosphatidylinositol-4-phosphate binding
Source: RefSeq, a predicted model, not a curated record